GAAGACAUUGAGAUAGAGGUGAAGGUUCUACGGGCUGGAAAGGCUGUGGGGGUUGCCACUGUAGAGUUAAGGAAGAAGAAGUCUGGAAAGAUCAUAGCUCAUGCGCGUUACACCAAGUACCUUGCUGUACCUAGCAAUUUAUAAAGGGAUGUUUGUCUUUUACUUGAGCUGCAAUUAAAGCUUUAUUUGCAUCUAUUAACAAAAGGAAAAAGAAAAGCUUUAUUUGCUUUAUGAAUGUAAUGCUCGAAAAUUUGGAGCAUCUUGUUGUAGAAUUGAUCCUAUACUGCUUUCUACAUACAGGCUUUAUUAUGCCUUCUAUGUUUUAUUUUUAGUUUCUUUUCUAUUUAUGCAUCAGACAAUGUGAACAGUUGAAGACUUUGGAGGAAAGGCUACUAUCAGUAGUUGAAAUUUU
This is a messenger RNA of Elaeis guineensis (African oil palm), 412 nucleotides long. NCBI's taxonomy places the organism in Eukaryota, Viridiplantae, Streptophyta, Magnoliopsida, Arecales, Arecaceae. The record is from RefSeq and is a predicted model, not a curated record.